This is a messenger RNA of Symbiodinium sp. CCMP2456, 420 nucleotides long. The record is from the annotation of a GenBank genome assembly. NCBI's taxonomy places the organism in Eukaryota, Dinophyceae, Suessiales, Symbiodiniaceae.
AUGGAUGUCGUGGCCGUCAACACCCCGGAGCGACUCUUCUCGCUCUUUGCGACACUCUCCGGCCUCAUUAUGUUCAGCUUCUUCAUUGGCUCCAUCAACCAGUCUCUCGCACGCUUCAGCACGCUUACUGCGCAGGAGGUGCGCACAAGCCAAAUGGUGAGACGAUAUGUGACUGAGAAGCGAGUGUCGGUGGAGCUCUCGGCUGACAUCCUCCGCUGCAUCCGUCAGCGUGGUAUUGGCAGGGAGACCAGCAAAGUGAUCUUCGGCGACAUCCCUGCUCUGAAGCACUUACCGGACAAGGUGCGGUCAGCGCUGAAGCAGGAGGUGGGGAUGCCAAUACUGGAGACCCAUGGCAUGAUUAGACAUGCCGCAUUAAUCAACUAUGGCGAUGUGGCUCCACUCUGUGCGAAUGCUCUCCAG